Molecule: messenger RNA, 3018 nt
Organism: Fusarium graminearum PH-1
Lineage: Eukaryota; Fungi; Ascomycota; Sordariomycetes; Hypocreales; Nectriaceae
Exons: 3
Coding region: 1-3018 (1005 amino acids)
Biological process (GO): clathrin-dependent endocytosis; intracellular protein transport
Cellular component (GO): AP-2 adaptor complex; membrane coat
Molecular function (GO): clathrin-cargo adaptor activity
Source: RefSeq, a predicted model, not a curated record
AUGUCGAGCUCAGGAUCCGGCUUUCUUGGCCGCUCGAGUAGCAGCAAUGCGAAUAUGCGCGGUCUGGUUCAGUUCAUCGCUGAUCUAAGAAAUGCGAGAGCGCGCGAGCUCGAGGAGAAGCGAAUCAACAAGGAGCUGGCCAACAUUCGACAGAAGUUCAAGGACGGUAGCCUCAGCGGCUAUCACAAGAAGAAAUAUGUUUGCAAGCUGUUAUACAUUUAUAUUCUGGGCUGGAAUGUCGACUUCGGGCACCUUGAAGCCGUUAACCUGAUCUCAGCCAACAAAUACUCCGAGAAACAGAUUGGAUACCUGGCCAUGACGCUGUUCCUUCACGAGAAACACGAACUCUUGCAUCUCGUCGUCAACAGCAUUCGAAAGGAUCUUCUCGACCACAAUGAGCUUUUCAAUUGCCUUGCCUUGCACGCGAUCGCAAACGUAGGAAGUCGAGAAAUGGGUGAAGCUCUUAAUGGCGAGGUUCACAGGCUUCUGAUUUCCCCAACCUCCAAAUCGUUCGUCAAGAAGAAGGCGGCAUUGACACUCCUCCGUCUAUACCGCAAGCACCCUGAUAUCGUGUCACCACAAUGGGCUGAGCGCAUUAUCCAUCUGAUGGACGACUCUGACCUGGGUGUCGCACUUUCAGUAACAUCUCUUGUCAUGACCUUAGCCCAAGACAACCUGGAACAGUACAAGGGAGCGUAUGCUAAAGCGGCAGCUCGUCUGAAGCGAAUCCUUAUCGAUGGCGAAUAUACAACGGACUAUCUAUAUUACAAGGUCCCAUGUCCUUGGUUACAGAUUAAGUUACUCAGACUUCUGCAAUACUUCCCUCCUGCAGGUAAAUCGAGACACUACGAUGUAUACAAUAGAUCAAUGCUAACAAUAUCUAUAGAGGACACUCAUGUCCGAGACAUGAUCCGCGAAUCCUUACAAAGAAUUCUCAAUUUGGCUAUGGAGACCAACAAAAACGUCCAGCAGAACAAUGCACAGAACGCCGUCCUAUUCGAAGCCAUUAAUCUGAUUAUUCACUUGGAUACAGAGCAUGGCCUGAUGAAGCAAAUUUCAACACGAUUGGGCAAGUUUAUCCAGAGUCGAGAGACCAAUGUCAGAUAUCUGGGUCUGGAGGCUAUGACGCAUCUCGCUGCGCGUGCUGAAACACUUGACCCUAUCAAGCAACACCAGGAGAUAAUUCUUGGCUCAUUGAAGGACCGAGAUAUCAGUGUUCGUCGCAAAGGUUUAGAUUUGCUCUACAGCAUGUGUGAUGCAACAAACGCCCAGGUGAUUGUUGGUGAGCUCCUGCAGUAUCUUCAGAACGCCGACUUUGCUAUCCGAGAAGAAAUGGUCCUUAAGAUCGCCAUUCUCACGGAGAAGUAUGCUACUGAUGUGCAGUGGUAUGUCGACAUCUCUUUACGACUUAUUGCCAUGGCUGGAGAUCAUGUCAGCGAUGAAGUCUGGCAGCGAGUUAUCCAGAUCGUGACAAACAACGAGGAACUGCAGGUGUACGCAGCUCAGAAUGCGCUGCAGUAUGUCAAGGGUGACCACUGUCACGAGACCCUUGUCAAAAUCGGCGCCUACAUCCUUGGAGAAUUUGGCCAUCUGGUCGCCGACCAACCUCGUUGCAGUCCUAUUGAACAGUUCAUGGCUCUUCAAGGCAAGUUGAUGGCAUGCUCUUCGAGCACCCGCGCGAUGAUUUUGUCAUGCUUUGUCAAAUACGUCAACUUGUUUCCUGAAAUCAAGCCUCAGCUUGUUCAUGUGUUUGAAUUCCACAGCCACAACCUAGACUCGGAGCUACAGCAGAGAGCCUGCGAGUACCUGACACUUGUGAACAUGCAAACGGAUGACCUUCUGCGAACAGUCUGCGACGAAAUGCCGCCCUUUCCCGAAAGGCAGUCUGCACUUCUCUCAAGGUUACACCAGAAGCAUGCCAACACAAGCGACCGAAGGACUUGGGUCGUGGGAGGAAAGGACGCCAAUGCUGAUGCUAGAGAGCUUAGCAUGGGAACCGGAGCCCUUAAGAGGACUUUCAGUUCUAACAUGCCACUGAAUGGCAAACCAAACGGCCAGGCCGCAAAUGCAGCCGGUACGAACGGCCACGGCAAUGGUGUAGCCGAUCUGGCUGGCCUUGACCUCAACGCACCCUCACCAUCUGAACCAAAGAUGCUCAAGGCCCCUAACCUGGCCAGCGCAGCUCAUUUGUCGCCAGGGUGGGAACAAGGGUUUAACAAACUGCUGGUUCGGUCGGACGGUGUACUCUACGAGGACGGCCAGCUGCAGAUUGGUGUUCGAUCCGAGUACCGCGGCCAGAUGGCUUGCUUGAUCACCUAUUUCAAGAACAAGACACCGGCAACAAUAAGCUCCUUUACAACCACCUUGGACUUGGAUGAGAACGAGAAGAGUAACCUCACCUGGGAUGUCAAGAACCUUCCCGACAGCACCAUCGUGCAAGGUGGGCAAUCCCAGCAAGUUGUCAUGUUCGAGGCAAAGAAGAUCUUUGAGAAGUGCCCUACUGUACGAAUCAGCUACCUGGCUGGUGCCCUUCAAGCACUGACUCUGAAGCUUCCUGUGGCGAUACACAAGUUUAUGGACCCGGCAGAGCUUACUGCCGAGGACUUUUUCAAGAGGUGGAAGCAGAUUGGUGGUGCACCCCGCGAGGCACAAGCCAUCUUUGGAGUCAAUGGCAAGGGUGAUAGACAACUCACAGAGAGCUUUGUCACCAAGACGGUAGAGGGAUUCAGAUGGCGUGUGCUAGACAUGGUAGAUCCCAACCCAAAGAACGUCGUCGGUGCGAGUGUGCUUCACACAUCCCAGGGAGGCAAAUUUGGUUGUCUGAUGAGACUGGAGCCAAACUACGGACAACAGAUGAUCCGAUUGACCGUUCGCGCCACGGAUGAUUCUGUCCCGGUCGUGAUGUUGAAGUACAUGCAAGAGCGACUCGCUGCGGGUAUCUCGACAUCAGCCGACCGAUUUGAGCCACCCUCACGAGAGCAGAUUUCAGACUCUUUCCGUAAUGUGAUGGUGACCUAG